Molecule: messenger RNA, 291 nt
Organism: Didymodactylos carnosus
Lineage: Eukaryota; Metazoa; Rotifera; Eurotatoria; Philodinida; Philodinidae
Source: the annotation of a GenBank genome assembly
AUGUUAUGUUUUGUGAAACGUUAUGCUAGUGAUGGUUUGGUUUGUACAAGUGACACAAAAAAUAUAGGCGCUGGACGUCUGUCGAAUGCCACAAUCGAAUCCUAUUUUUCUAUUAUUAAAGUACCUCGUCUUCAACGAAAAACACGCCCGCGGCCAGCACAACUCGUUUCUGAAAUCUUUCAAAGCACUCAGGCAAGAUUAAAAGCUGGUAAAUAUGGAGUUAUUCAAACAAAUAAAGGUCGACGAAAGCGUGCGAAAAAUAAUACUGAUAUUAACAUAAUCGAAGUAUGA